Molecule: messenger RNA, 3561 nt
Organism: Phycodurus eques (leafy seadragon)
Lineage: Eukaryota; Metazoa; Chordata; Actinopteri; Syngnathiformes; Syngnathidae
Gene: matk
Product: megakaryocyte-associated tyrosine kinase
Biological process (GO): protein phosphorylation
Molecular function (GO): protein binding; protein tyrosine kinase activity; ATP binding
Source: RefSeq, a predicted model, not a curated record
CAGACAGACACUGGAAUGAGUCUUUGGCCAGCAUCUCCUCCCCUCACUUGUGAUGGACAAUGUUGCCACAGAAUGAGAUGAAGUGCAGCAAAAUACUUAAUCCCUGAACAAGCAGUCUGUCCGCAUCAGGUGUUCAACAGGACUUCCAAACCGUCUGACCUUCUCAUGGCAAUGAAGAGCUGGACCACGGGUACGCAAUGUGUUGCCAAGGGAGACCACAGCAAGCCCAAACCUGGAGAGCUGUUGUACCACAAAGGAGACAUACUCACUAUUGUUGCCAUGACCACGAGUAAGAGAUUCUACAAAGCCAGACACAAUUCCACAGGAGAUGAAGGGAUCAUAAAUGGGGCCGAUAUGCGUGAAAGAGAAGCUAUGCGCAUGGAUGCAAGCCUGAGCCUCAUGCCAUGGUUUCCCGGGAAGAUCUCGGGCCCAGAGGCUGUCCGCAAGCUGCAACCGGCCCAGGACGGCCUGUUCCUGGUGCGAGAGUCGAUCAGACACCCUGGUGAUUACGUGCUGUGUGUCAGCGUCUGUGGGGAAGUCAUCUACUACCGAUUGAUGUAUCUGGACAACAAGCUGACCAUUGACAACGAGCAGCAUUUCUACAACCUCAUUGACAUGAUAGAGUUUUUUUUUAAAAUAAUUAUUAUUUAUUUGUAUUUAUGCUAUCUUUUUUUAUCUAAAAAAAGAAUUUACAUUUUUACUCUGCUCCUCAUAGUGGAGCCAUUUUCUCAUUGUUUGCAAGUGUGCCUAAAGUACUGUCCCAUGAUUGUACAGAGCCAAUUUGUAGUUCUCCAUAGUCAUGUCAUAAUACACUGCACAGUAGUGCAAAGUGUAUUGGCAACCACCACGGAGGUUAUUUCCAUCUUAAAAUCAUGCAGAAAAACAACAACAACAUGGAUUACUUGCCCAUUAUUUUACCAUACUAGGCAAUGUGACUUAUGUAUAACCUCCAAAUGUGGAACACAACACAGUGACGCCAAAAGAGGAAUACAACAAUGUGAUUUCCAUGUGUUGCUCAUGAGUGUCACCCUUUUAAAGUGCUUGUUUCCCUUUUUGCAGUUCUACUCGCAGAACAAGGGUGCCAUUGCUCAAACUCUACUGAAGCCAAAACCAAAACAUGGAGUUAAGUCAGCUGAGAUGGAACUGACAAAAGCUGGAUGGCUGCUGGACAUCACCACACUGACAUUUGGACACAUUAUUGGAGAGGGGGAGUUUGGUGCUGUGUUCGAAGGCGAAUAUUUGGGCCAGCGGGUGGCGGUAAAGACCAUUAAGUGUGAUGUCACAGCUCAGGCCUUCCUGCAGGAGACCACAGUGAUGACGAAGCUACAACAUAAAAACCUGGUGCGCUUGCUGGGUGUCAUCCUGCAUAAAGGCCUUCUUAUUGUCACGGAGCUCAUGACUAAGGGAAAUCUGUCAAACCUCCUCAAGACAAGAGGCCAGACGGUCGUUGGUGUGCGUCUACACGGCGACGUGAGUGAGGGAAUGGACUACCUGGAAUCCAAGAAACUGGUUCACAGAGACCUGGCGGCUCGCAACAUCUUGGUGUCUGACAAUGAUGUGGCCAAGGUCAGCGACUUCGGCUUGACUACGACGACCUCCAGGGUGUGGGAUAACCAACGUGCCAAACUGCCUGUUCGCUGGAGUGCCCCUGAAGCUCUGAGGGAAGAGAAAUACUCCACAAAGUCAGAUGUUUGGAGUUAUGGUGUUCUUCUAUGGGAAAUCUUCUCCUAUGGUCGUCAACCAUACCCAAAGAUGUCUCGAAAGGAGGUGAUAGCCACCGUCCACUCGCGCUAUCGCACGGAGGCACCAGGGGACUGUAUCCGCUGCUGGGCCAAGGAGCCUCGCAGAAGGCCCGCUUUCCACAAACUGAGGGAGAAACUUGCACAAGAGAUGCCUAAACACAGCCGUGGUUUUGAGUCGGAACAACAAGAUGGAAUCGGGCGUGGAUCUGGAUGUGGCGGUCUGACGACGUUUUGAAUUGCAUCUCUUGGACAGUCACGGAUUUUCUUCCACGUCGGACCUGUUAUUGAACAUUAUGGAUGACAAAUCAUUCAGGCUGGUCAGUUCAUUAGGUACACCUGUACAAAUGAGAGCUACAUCUGACAUCACGUAGGGUUAUUUCUUUUUUCUCUUCUCUCUCCACAUCAGACGAGGUCUACUCAGCCUUACCUUGUUGUUGAAUGUUACUAGUGGUUUGCACCUUGUUUUAAACCCUUUUACCUUUCACCUAUGCAUCACCAUUUUUGGGAUUUCUUCAUGGUCUUCCAGAUUUGUUUCAUUUUAAGAGUGACAGCUGAGUGACAGCUAAGCCUUUUGCUAUCCCUCUAUAGAUGAAUGCUGACGGAUGUUGAUUGAUGCAGGAGCUUGCAUUAAACGUAUCAUUUUUGGUCGUAAUUUUUCUCACAUUUUUGCGAUCUAUUGUUCCACGUUUCAUAAUUCCUGUACCAUUAUCCACUGUACCUGUUUCCGAUGGAUCUGCAUUUUCCCUCACUGAUUCGUUGAGCGGUGCAGCCAAAAACUGCACCUCUCUCUCUCUCUCUCUCUCUCUCUUUGUCACUCUCUCUGCCUCUCUGUCUCGCUCCUUUUCGACUUUCUAACCCAAUUGGGCGAGGCAGACGGCCACACCACAAUUAGGUCUGCUCAAGGUUUCUUCCCAAGAGGUAUCUUUUUCCUUGCCUCCAUUGCCUAGUGCUUGCUGAUGUAGGGCUCAGUUGGUCUUUUGAGGAGUGUGGCCUUAGACCUGCUCCAUGUGUAAAGUGCCCUGAGACAAUGUUUGUUGUGAUUUGGUUGUGGCGCUAUAUAAAUAUUGAAUUGAAUCUUCCUAUCGUUCUUUCUCGCUAUCUUCCUGGUGUCUUCCAAUCCAUCUUUCUUUGUACCUUCCCAUCAAUUAUCCUAUCUUUCUAGCUAGUGGUCUUUCUGCAUUUCUAUCUUGCUUUCUGUCUAUCUAGUUAUCUUCCCCCCCCCCCCCCCCCCCCAGAUGUCUUUCUUUCCUUCUUGCAUAAUGCCAAAAGAUUAAUAUGUCAAAUUAUUGAAAGAAAAAAAAGUGCAUAAAACUGGUAUAAUUUAUUAAACUAUAGAAAUGUAACAGUGUGAAGAUAGGCAGAUAGUAGGUUAUCAAAACUGAUAACCUACUAUCUGUCGUUAUGUCUAUGAGACUUGGUUUAAGUGCAUAUGCCCCCCAGGCUGCUUUGUAUCAGAAACGUAACGUAAUGAAAUGUUAUUUUGCUGCUGGCCUCGAAGCAAUUUCACUUGAGGAGUCAGCAGAAAAUGAAGUCCCUUUUUCUAGAUUGUUGCCACAUUGGAUGAGCGCGUUGGGGGAGAUUUAAGUCGGUGUAAGCUCAGUAUUUGUCUCUGUCCCACGAGACACAAAACCAAAUUGAGGGUUGAUCCGUAUCACCCAAUGAACCAGCGUCGUGGAGCAUUGCUUCAAUCUGCUCAGUGUUUUUUUUGUUGUUUUUUUCUCCCCCUCAAGACCCAUAAUGGGAUGAGCUGCAAUGUUCUACACAAGGAUUUACCACAAAACCAAAUGUAAAAAAAUGAUGAUGAUGAUAAUAAAAGAUU